Molecule: messenger RNA, 2510 nt
Organism: Danaus plexippus (monarch butterfly)
Lineage: Eukaryota; Metazoa; Arthropoda; Insecta; Lepidoptera; Nymphalidae
Gene: Nup75
Product: nuclear pore complex protein Nup85
Exons: 9
Coding region: 102-2060 (652 amino acids)
Biological process (GO): positive regulation of DNA-templated transcription; protein import into nucleus; mRNA export from nucleus
Cellular component (GO): nuclear pore outer ring
Molecular function (GO): structural constituent of nuclear pore
Source: RefSeq, a predicted model, not a curated record
CUGACAGAAAGUGGCAACUUAAAUGUAGACGGUUAUGAGUUAAUGCUUUCUGUAUUUACAUUUAAGUUUGUUUCUAGUUAAGGUAUUUUAGUACUGUAAUUAUGAAUUUCUCAAGCUUUUUCCAAAACACAUCCCUCGUGAGCGAUGAGGCUUCAAAGAAACAUGUAAAAACAUUUGAAUUACCCGACAAAUGCUUCCAAAAACGUAUUGGUUGUGUUUGGAGACGCGGAAACCAGUUCACUGUAUACCCAAGAAGCCAAAUUGUUAACAAAACAACAGACGAAUCUAGAAAUAAAACAGAUGAUAAAAUUCUGAAUAUUCGUCAAGAAGUCGUGCUCUUUACCCCGAUCUUACGCAAGCUUGUAAACGAAGCCAAUGGAACGUACCUGUCUGUUCAGAAAAUAUCUGAAACGUCCAAAACAACAGAUAACCAAGUAGACUUUCUCAAGCUUUCGCGCCAAUACCGGUCUAUUAUACGCGUCUGUAUCGAAAGUUUGCAAGAGGCGGCCAACAGAGAGAAAGAGGGCAUCAACAAGAAUACAUAUCUAUCAUACCUAACAAUAUUCUACUCUAUAGAAUGUAUUUGGCACCUGUGUGAGAUUUUGUAUAUUGAUAUAAUUCCUGGUGAAGUUGUAUUGCCUUUUCUGUUAGAAUGGGUGCGUUUCCAUUUUCCUUGCACUGAGCAGACGGCUGCACUGCUGUUGGAGUCCUGUGAGGUCGGUUCAGAAGACCAUAAGGAUUAUUGGGAUACAGUUAUUGUGAUGAUUGUCCAAGGCAGGGUUGAUGUGGCGAGAGCACUGCUAAAAUUACAUUCGGCCGCUGAUUCUAAUGAAUUUAAGCUUAUUGACAAUUCAUUAAGGAGUAUGCCCGUUUAUAGUGUCUACGGUGGAAUAUCAACCGGUGAGUUCACAAUAUCAUGGAAGCAUUGGCAGGCGGAGUGUAGAUCUAAGUUGAACAGCAAACUGCUGCAAGAUCCUCAGCUGGAGCUGGUUAUGAGACUGAUGUGCGGUGAGAGGUCGGCCUUCGAGUGUGUGUCCGUGAAGUUCAGCUCGUGGUUCGACCUGGUCGGAGGCUGGGUGUUGUGGACCGCUCCGUGGACUCGCCGCGGGGAACUAAGCGCGGCGGCGGCUGCGUGUGCCGCCUUCACACACACCCGGGGACCCCUGGAACAGAUCGUACGAGCCUUACUCGACGGUGACCUCCAUCAGGUGAUCCGUGAGGUCCAGCAGAUAUCGGACAACAACUGGUUCGCCGCGCACCUCACGGACAUGUUGCACCACUGCGGCAAGCUGCGGAUACUAGACAUACACCAGGCCGAUGUGACGUCACGGCUGCGAGACAGCUUGAUUCUGGAGUAUGGCUCGCUGCUCAUGGAACAUAAGUCCUUAUGGUCAGUGGGCUUGUCGUAUCUAUGCGGGACCCCCGAGGGUGUGAGGAGGGCUGAGCUCAUGCUGGAGAGGAUGCCCGUGCAGACGGAGGCCAAAGCAAUGAGAAUCACCGCCGAGGCCAAGAAGUAUGGGCUGCUGGGAGUCGUUCAGUCAGUAAGUGCGUGUAUGAGCACACGGCACCUGUCAGGCGGGGCUGAACGGACGGGUGGAGCCCUAGCGUGGGGGGCGAGGGCUCGCAGUGGGCCGCAGUGCUCCCGGGCGGCACACGCAGCUCUCCGCGCACACUGCGCUGGUAGGCCACUGCCAGCUGCUGACCUACUCCUCACUGCUGGACCUGCCCUGCUCGUAGACGACACACUGCUGCUCCUUGGCAAGUACUGUGAUUUCCACAGACUAUACAAAAGCAGAGAAUUCAAAAAAGCGGCAAAAUUGCUCGUAUCCCUCAUCACCUCAAAUAUAGCACCAGAAUAUUUCUGGUCUACCCUCCUCCUGGACACACUCCCGCUCCUAGAGACAGAGGAGCCGGUGAUAUCAUCAGAAGACACGUAUGAUAUAAUGUUGUGUCUGGAGUUACGUUCCACCUGCCUCAGUAAAGAGAAAGCGGACUUAUUGAGACUGGCCCUGGCACGGAACCUGGCAAGGACGGUCCUCGUUGAUGUCGGAGAUGAAUAGACUUGUAAAUACCUCACUUGAUUUUUAUUAUUUACCCUUUGAUACAUGUGAUUAGGAUGCUAGAAUAAUCAAGUAUUGCUCGAUUUGAUAUAAAUUAAUUUAUUUCAUUUAAAUGUAUUGAGUGUAACAUGUUGAAUGUCUUGUCACUGAACACAAUCCUUCCGUCAGUCAUUUGUUUUGAUAACAGAUUUUAUACAGGCGUUUGUGCCCAGAACAGUAACACAAUGAAACUGAGUAAUGUAAGUUUAGGAUGUUGGAAAGAAUUUUUUUGGAAGAAAAGAAGAACUGUAAAAUUGCUUAUCUUAUGUUUAUUCAGUACAAUGUGAACAAAAUGAGUUUUUGAAUCUUGCUUGUGGAGCCGAGUCCAAUGUAACUUGAACUGCCAAAUUGUAAUAUUGAUCAAAACUAUUUUUAGGUUUAAGCCCUUCUUAAUAAAAUUUUUUGUAAGUG